Pleuronectes platessa (European plaice) is the source of this 416-nucleotide messenger RNA. Its product is annotated as parvalbumin beta. The record is from RefSeq and is a predicted model, not a curated record. Gene Ontology annotation, cellular component: cytoplasm; nucleus. The transcript is spliced from 5 exons. NCBI's taxonomy places the organism in Eukaryota, Metazoa, Chordata, Actinopteri, Pleuronectiformes, Pleuronectidae. Bases 87 to 416 code for a protein of 109 amino acids. Gene Ontology annotation, molecular function: calcium ion binding.
UGCAAGAGGCACAAAGCAAACAAGGCAGAGAUCGUAGACUCAGAGCGCGGAACCCUCGUCCAAAAACACAGCACUCACAGAGGACCAUGGCAUUUGCAGGGAUGCUGAGUGAGGAGGACAUCAGGGCUGCGGUCCAGGCUUGUCAAGCUGCUGACUCCUUCAACUACAAGACGUUCUUCGGCGCCUGCGGCCUGGCCGGCAAGAGCGCUGAUGAGAUCAAGGUUGCCUUCGGCGUCAUUGACCAGGAUGCCAGUGGCUACAUUGAGGAGGAAGAGCUCAAGCUGUUCCUGCAGAACUUCUCCGCAGGUGCCAGAGCACUCACCGACAAGGAGACCGCAGCCUUCCUCGCCGCUGGUGACAGUGAUAAUGACGGCAAGAUCGGAGUUGAUGAGUUCGCUGCCCUUGUCAAGGCAUAA